Diutina rugosa is the source of this 3840-nucleotide messenger RNA. RefSeq lists its product as uncharacterized. The transcript has a single exon. The coding region runs from base 1 to 3840 and encodes 1279 amino acids. Lineage: Eukaryota; Fungi; Ascomycota; Pichiomycetes; Serinales; Debaryomycetaceae. The record is from RefSeq and is a predicted model, not a curated record.
AUGAACGGCCAGGGUGGGGUGAGUCGUCUGCGGCCAAACUCCACGGCGGGCACGGGGCUGAGCCGGCCCACCAGCCGUCUCCACGCGCGGUCGCUGCUGUCGCUGCUGACCCUACUAGCGCAAACCGACGCCUACGACGGCGUCGACCUCGACCAACUCUACCGCGCCGCCCUCCAGGUGGUAGUGCUCGAGUACUAUAACCUGAUCCGGUUCACGGCACCCACAGUAAGACAACCAAUGGUGCGGCUGUUGGUGCCGCCCGCGCUGGCGCCGGCGGGCAAAGAGGUCAAGUUGUCGCUGCUGGCCAUCAGCAACCUUGAGGAUAAGUUGCGCCUGGUCGCCCAGAUGAAGGACUUGUCGAUUGACGCCGACACUCGGCGCUCGUUGUUGGAGCUCUACAACAAAAUGCUCCAGCCGCAAUUUAAGCAGGAGUUGGCACGGACGAAGCUGGCGGAGUACGUGUUCAUGACCUUCAUCGGCUGUGUACAAAUGGCGCUCUCCAAAUCACAGAAGACCGCCACCCCUGAGGAAAAAGUACGACAGGCCGAUAUCUUCAUCCUGAUGUUGCGCACGGUGACUAAGGGCAAAGAAGAGGCGGUGAUGGCCAAGAUGUGCGAGCACCGAGAUUUACUUAAGCCGUCGCUCCAGAAACCUCAACAUCAACGACAAAAGCUGGACACGGGAGAGUACACCCAGCCGCUGUUCCGAAUGCUGGACUUUGAAGGAACCUCGGCGCAGUAUCUCAAAAUGCUCCAACAGCUCUUCGAAGUCGACGACGUCACCGCCCAGCAGGAUAUCAUCGCCGUCAAGGACCGCCUGCUGGGUAAAUGCUUGCAUGCCGAUAUCACGCAGGCGCGGUUCUACUUGGAUAAAGAUCUAGGCUUCUACCCGCCAGAGAAGUUUGUUUCUCACGAAGCCUAUUUUCAGUGGAAACAACGCCAACAGGCGCAGUACACUAAUCUCCAGAAGAAGUACCGCCUGGUGCCGCUGCACAACCUCCCGAAACUCCCCUCGGGUCAUGAGUACUACAUGUGGCCGCUGCGCCACACCAUACUCCCAUUCUACAUCAUCCUCAUCAAGCUUUGCUAUACCACCACUGCCACCGAUAAACUGCUCAUUGAUCCUGUGGCGCAAGAGUUGCUUGCUCUUAUCGCUCGAGUAUGGGGCAUCGAUGCGUCACUGAGAUGUGUUUGUUAUUACACUGCCGCCCACUUAGCUAAGAUCACCAGCAACGAUGCUGAUGUGGUUAAUACCGAAGUCACUCGUGACGUGGUUGGCUUAUGCUUCCAAGUCCUACAAGAAGCCGAAAUAGCAGAACUACCUAAGCGAAUGUGGGCCCAAACAGAUCAGGACAACUGGACCAAGAACCUAUUGAUCCUGUAUAACCAGACGAUGUACGGUAUCAAGGAGCUGUUGGCGAUGAUCUUCAAUACUACGGUGAAGCCCCAGUUUGGCACCUAUCUUAGUUUUCUCGGAGAUUAUGUCGAAGGCGAUGAAUUGUUUGAUGCUGUCGAAGCUCUGGGAAAGACCGCUCCAUGGGAGAAGAAACUUGCUAAGUCAUUGGUGAAAACUGUCAAUAACCGCUAUCGCGAGCACUUGAUGACUUUACCGCGUGAUGAUACUGUCAACAUUGGUCACUUCAUCGAUAUUUCCUCGGCACUUGUUGAUGACAUCAAACGACUUCAAAAACGGUAUAAGGCCCCCCUUCUAGGGUUUCUUCCGGUAGCCCGCGAAGUGGCUCAAAUUUAUACCAAAGCCUUUGCAAAGGAUCUGGAGAAUAUCCUCAAACAUAUAGAUGCCUACGCCAAGAACAAAGCCGAGUUCAUCCCCUACGGUGACGCCAUUGAAGCCUAUAAGCUGAUUGCUGAAGUUCGAGCCAUACAUCGCCAGGUUUUACCCGAGGAACAAUUUCUGUUCAAUAUUGAAGCGUUUUUCUUCAAGUACCUCGAAGAUUGGGUGGCAGAACUGGGAGAGAAAAUCGAGCAAAUUGUGCAAAACGCCAUCAAACUGGAUAAGUUUGACGCUAUCGACUUAGACAGUGACGAUAAGCGCGUGUCGACGCUGGUGGUUGACAUGUUUGCAAUGAUCAAGCAGUACUUUGGCAUCUUAAAACAGUUGGUCUGGGAAGAUGAGUAUCAAUUGGCCAAGGUAUACACCAUACUCCUUAAGCUGGUGAGUGACGGGGUGAUUGCCUACGCCAACACCGUGGCUGAUAAGGUGACGCAGGCAUUACACCAGUCAUCAGUGGCCGAAGAACCUGAGCGGGAACGCAGUCAUCUGUCUACUUGGCUCGCCGAUAUGAAACAAGCAGUGGCGCUGAUCCAAAGAGGUCAGGACGAAGAUAUCCAAAGGCCGUACCAGUUUGAGCCCCAGACGUGUAUCGCUCUCAACAACAUAAAUCGCAUCAUGGAACUGCUUGACAAGUUGGACACGGUGGACCCCGAGGCGAUUCUGGCCGUCAUCCAAAAGCGCAACCCGCUGUCAGCUACCCAAUAUUUACUGCAUUUAGUGCUGAUUCGCCUCGUCAAAGCUGAGAACUUAGCUCUGCUGCUGCUGCUGCUGGCUCCCACUCCCUACGUGACAAUGAUUGAUACGAAGCUUCGCAAAACCGUUGCCCAGCUGAGACCGUUGACUGCUACCACCAAUCCUGAUUGGGACGAAGAGUUCGAAGUGACUCUCCCCGCUUCAGAAAGUCUUACCCUCUCCGUGACUGUUUGGGACAAACGCAGUCUCAACCACUCCAUCUGUGGCCGUGCGCUUUUGGCGAUUGAUCCCAACCGGUUUGGCGUGGUGCCUCAGGAAAUUUAUCUUGAUUUGGAUACGCAAGGCAGAGUCAAGUUGGAAGUGCUGGUUGAACUGGAACGAUUAGACGCGGUGUUCGUCAUGGGGAAAGCCUACCGUACGUUGAAGCGGUGUCUUGAGCGGUGUAUCAAACUUAUGGUGGAAAAGUUUUCCCGGUUUAUUCACUACUGUCUUCUGCGACUGAACUUACGCCAAGUGUGUAGCUCUGGUCGUCCGACUCAGGAACAGAUCGACGACGCCAUGAUGCCAUUAUACAACUAUCUUAACUCAGGGUUGGAAGUGUUGGCGCUGUAUUUGACUCGCUCAUUACUUUUGCAAGUGAUGGUGGCGGCGUGGAACGUCGUACUUGCCACUGCUGAUAGCCUUCUUCUCCCACUGUUAGUACUGGCAAAAACACUUCAUCUUUUACAUUCCCGUCUGAGCCAGCUGCUGAGUUCAUGGCAAGCAGUGUCACUGACCAUUGCCAACGUUACACAUUCGAUCACUGGGAACAAACCAUUGACCACCACUGAGCUCGAAACCGUGUUUUCUUGGCUCAACUUCUUGUGUUUUGACUUCUUCCAUAACAAUGGUGCCGGCCCUCCCAUCAGUGACUUGAAAAAUGACCACUACCAAGCACUCUUGUACAUCCCCAACUAUUACGAUGCCGACAUCGACCAGUUGAUUGAAGAUGUGGAGCAAUUGGCACCCGCCUACAUCCAAACACUUCGGGAUAAAAACAAUAUUGACACUGGACUGGCUCCGAAGCGGGCGGGAACAAUGCUGAGAGCAAGAACUGUGCUUAGAAGCAAAACCAUUGCUGCCAAUGCCACCGCAAAGGCUAGAGCUAAAGCCGCAAAGGAAGCUAAAGAAGCGCAAGCGGAUCCUUACGCUGCCGAUGCUCAACUAGAGGAUAUCAUCCUACGCAUCUUGAUUGCCAGAGGCGAAAAACGGUUUGUUGCUGAUCGUCUCCAUCAACGAGAAAAGCUAGCGCUGUCCAUCGCCACCGAACGGAUUAUCAAGGCUGCCGCCGAAGGCAAGAUUGGUCGCAGAAAAUAA